UGCCAGGCGCAAAGGGGGCUGGACUAAGGGCAAAAAGAGAAAGAAAGCGGUGAAAGAUACAAAUGCUCCUAAACAGCCUCUUUCUGGCUACUUGCGGUUUUUGACUGAACGGAGAGAGCAGUUCCGACAGGAAAAGCCCAGCCUGUCGUUUGCUGAAAUGUCCAAGCAACUGGGGAACGAGUGGUCCAACUUGGGGACGCAUGAGAAGCAGCGAUAUCUGGACGAAGCUGAAAGGGAGAAGGAGAAGUACAUGAAAGAUCUAGAGGCCUACCAGAAAACAGACUCUUACAAAAUAUUUCGACAGCAGUUUGAGAAAAAGUCUAAAGAAGAUGUUGACAACUCAGACCUGCAGGUGGGAGGCGGGGAGGAGGACGAAUCUGGGACAUUUGAUAUACCUAUCUUCACUGAGGAGUUUUUAGAUCACAACAAAGCCAGGGAUGCAGAGCUCCGUCAGUUACGUAAACAGACAACGGAGCUGGAGGAACAAAAUGCCAUUCUCAGUAAACAUACGGAUAACAUGAGGCAAGCAGUGGAGAGAUUGGAACUUGAUGCAGCACAACAAAGAGAGGCCAACCAAGCUCUCUCUGCUCACCUGGAAGCCCUGCGAACAUGUCUGACGGCCUCCUUUAGCUCGGUACCUCUGCCAGGCACUGGAGAGCUGCCGACCCUGGAGUCUAUUGACAUGUACAUGGCCAAGCUGCACAGUUUGAUACUAGACUCUCCUCAGGACAAUGAACAUCUGAUUGCUACUGUCCGAGAGAUUGUUGGCAGAAUCAAUGUUGAAUUGUAA
Molecule: messenger RNA, 790 nt
Organism: Candidula unifasciata
Lineage: Eukaryota; Metazoa; Mollusca; Gastropoda; Stylommatophora; Geomitridae
Source: the annotation of a GenBank genome assembly